This is a messenger RNA of Acanthoscelides obtectus, 5865 nucleotides long. Lineage: Eukaryota; Metazoa; Arthropoda; Insecta; Coleoptera; Chrysomelidae. The record is from the annotation of a GenBank genome assembly.
CAAACAUCCAUCCACGAGACAAAAUCAAAUCGUAUGCCUUUGAUUAUAUCUCGUUGCUGUUUGGAUGUUAUCUCCAAAAUAUUUUCAUGUACUCUGUAUUUACAUAGCAUGCUUGAUCCGGAUUGUACACCUGCGAUGCUCUAAAAACACUUUUGGUCUCUCGGUGUCAUGUCAAAAGUGACAGUGUCUUUAAAUUUUUCUCUUUUCGGUUGAUUUCACAUUGUAAUCCAUCUAUAAUGUAGAUUGUAAAGGGCCUAGGUAUUUUAAUUUGAGACUAGUUUCAAUAGUGGAAAGUUUUACAGUGGGCCAGUAUAGCCGGUUGAAAUUUUGUGCAGAAACUAUAUUGUGAAGACUAUUCAAAACAUUUGUGAAUAUGUAGUGCAAGUGACUAGUCAUUCAAACGUUUUAGAAUAAUAUAGUGAAAAUGUCGUUCUUGAACAACAUCCGUAAAGUGCUUCAUUUUGGUGGCAAUGACUCCAAAAAAAGAAAAGUGUAUAACAAUGUUCGUAUGGAUUGUGACCCGGCUGAGUACUGGGAAAUGAUUGGCGAGUUGGGCGAUGGAGCUUAUGGAAAGGUAUACAAGGCUCAGCACAAGCACACCGGCAAACUGGCAGCCGCGAAGAUGUGUAAAUUGGACGGCGAAGAUGACCUGUCGGACUUCAUGAUCGAAAUCGACAUCCUAUCGGAGAUCGAACACCCGAACAUCGUCGGUCUGCACGAGGCCUUCCAGAAGGAUCAACAGCUGUGGAUGCUGAUCGAGUAUUGCGAUGGCGGGGCUCUGGAUAGCAUUAUGACCGAACUGGAAAAACCACUCACCGAGCCGCAGAUCGCGUACGUGUGCCAAAAUAUGUGCAAGGGGCUGCAGUUUUUGCACAGGUCGCACGUCAUACAUCGGGAUCUGAAGGCUGGCAAUGUGCUGUUGACCAUGAAUGGCGGAGUGAAGCUGGCUGAUUUUGGGGUAUCUGCUAAAAACAAGAAUACUCUCCAGAAACACGACACCUUCAUUGGUACACCGUAUUGGAUGGCGCCCGAGGUGGUUCUUUGUGAGACUUUCCGUGACAAUCCGUACGACUACAAGGUCGACAUAUGGUCGAUGGGUAUAACUCUGAUAGAAUUUGCUCAAAUGGAGCCACCGAAUCAUGAGAUGUCUCCGAUGAGAGUUCUGCUCAAGAUUCAAAAGUCUGAUCCACCGAAGCUGGAACAGCCGUCCAAAUGGUCAAAGGAGUUCAACGACUUUAUUGCUAAAGCACUCAUAAAGGAUCCACAAAAAAGGCCGUCGUGUGAGGAUCUUUUGAGGCAUCUUUUUAUCAGCGGCAGUCUGGACGCGAAACCGGUGAUAGACCUGCUGUUAGAAUACAAGGCUGAAGUUGUUGAAGAGGAAUUACUUACUGACGAUGAUCCAGAGGACAACCGCACGUCCCAAGUGCCUCUGGACAUCGAGGAAGAUGCUACUUCUGACAAAGUUGCUAAAAUCGAUAGUAAAGUUCCUCAAUCCGAACCAGCAGCACUGUUCAAUGCCGAUAAGGAUAUCCUUGCCAAACCACAAGCCGUCCGAGAAGAAGAAUACAAGCCGGAACCUAUUCUUACACGUCCUCCAGAUGCUGCUGCCACUACAUCACCACAAAUUGAUAAAAAACAGGUGGAAAAAAGAGAAGACUUGAACCGGAAGCCGUCUCGCGACAAAGGCAAGGCGCCCCCACCGCCUCCUUUGCAAACGCAGCGUUCCACCAGUUCCGCAUCUUCGACGGGAUCGGAGAAAGGUCCCGCCCCACCGCCUCCGCCUCUGCCCCCAACUUUACCGGGUCCGGCAGGCGAAACCGCAUCUCCGAAGGCUAAUGCUCGGCCUCGACAGAUCGAAGCACCUCCCCAGCAGAUCGAGCCGCCUCCAAUUCAACAACUCCCCGUGAUGCUGCCAACUCCGCCUUCCUCGCCGAUGACGCCUCCUGCUACGCCUCCGUUGCCAGCUGCUGCGCCUACGGCGGGUGCAGAUGCGCCCGUACCCGGUAACGCAUCGCCACCGCUCAGAAGCGGAGACACCGUCGACGAUGUCAGGAUGGCCAGCGUCAAUAUCGCCGAAAUCAAGCAGGCUCUGGAACAUCAGUUUAGCAAACGCCUACCAGCUCCAGAAGAUAAACUGCAGUCCACGGCCAAUGCAAUGUCGAGUUCGAUCGCUUCGUCUCUAGAUGAAGGUGUCGGAUUUGUGGUUGUAUCGUCUCCUUCAAGUUCGGAAAAAAGUAAAAAUACCGCUACAAUCACCAUCAACUCGAACAUGCCGGACACGUCCAAUAGCCUUGCUUCAAAUAUCAGUCAGGUGACAGUGGUGACAACUCAUCCACCAGUAAUCAUAGACAACUCGAUUCCUCGACCUCACUCUACCUCCCCGAGUAGCAAUAGUGCCAAUGAGGUUGUGAUUGUGGCCAAUGAAACCAACAGGACACAUCUGGAAUCCUCUGAUGACGAGUUUUGUCCGUCGUUGGACUCCUUGGAAUAUCCACCGCCUGGAGAGUUCAGUGACAGGCCACCAGUAGCUCUAAUUUCAGGUCAUCAGCAUCCAUUGAAGGCUAAACGGCUCGAUGAAAGCGAGGUUAUGAUCACAGAUUCUAGCUAUGUGGUGGACGAUUCUGGUCUGGAUAUAUCGGAAGAGAAUUCUAGGUUGUUAGAUACUAGUCAUGUAUCCGUCGUGAAAAUUGACGAAGAAAAGGUUCAAGUGAAGGAUUCCACAUCAUAUCUAAGUGAUAAAUCUGCAGACUAUAGGGGAUCAAUUAGCGAUUUAAGUAAUACGUCGUCUGGUAAAACGAGCAGUACAAAGAGUGAAUAUGGAGAUGAAUAUCGAGGUACUCUAAUUAACCUAGAGGCUUCUCAACCCGCCUCCAAUCACCAUCGUUCGGCUAACUCCCAUCACGUGAGCGGUCCAGUACCGGUGACGAAAUCGAAUGGACAGUUGGCGUCGGCAGCGAUAGCAAGAUCGAUAAGCAGGGAAGACGUUUAUGGAGGAAGGCUUAGGGGGGCCGCGAACGGGGCUAAACCAGGAUCAAUUGAUAGCUGCGAGUCGGACAGAUCUCACAGCGAUUGCGGAUCUGUGAGAAGCGACGAUUCUUCGCGAGGCGGCUUAAGCAGAAGGAUUGCAGCAGUUGUGAGGCAGGUAAAGGACCAAUCAGACGGUGAGAGUAUAUCGAUCGCCAGUCACGAAAGCAGGGGUAGUAGCAAGGAUAAAUCUAAUGAUAUGGAUGAGAACGACGACAUCGUUGUCCUGAGGAAGCCUCCAAAGACGAAGGCAGAAUCGAUAGCAUUACAAAACAGAAAAACUAGAAAACGCACUCGGAAGUUCAUGAUAGAUGGUGUUAUGAUUACAACGACUACUAGCAAGGUAAUUUAUGGGGAUGAGGACAACUAUAAUCUUAGCGACCCUCAUACGGAUAGGAAACAAGAAUUGAGAGAACUGAAGUACCUGCAAAAGCAAGAACAGAAGCAGUUCCAGGACUUGGCGAAUAAAGAGCAGUUAGCCAUAGAACAACAAGAUAGAAAAUUCGAACAAGAAAUACAGAGCUUAGAAAGAACCUACGAGACUGACUUAGAAAUGCUAAGUAGGCAACAGAGGCUAACGAUAGAACGAGCCGAAGCUCAUUUAGACGCUGACCUUAGGGCAACUUCGAAAAAGAUCAGGUCGGAACAAGAAAGAGAACUGAAACUAUUUAGGGAAUCUUUGAAACAAGAGGUGAGGCUGUUGAAAUGUGAAAUAGACAUGCUGCCGAAAGAAAGGAGAAAACAGGAAUUCAAAGUUAGAAAAGAAAAGUUGGACCAAGAGCAUUUAGAAAAAGAAAAGGCAUUUUUGGAAAAACUGAAUGAGAAUCACGAAAGUUCGCUGAGAAGGUUAAGUGAUUCCCAUCGAGAGAAAAUAGCCUUAAUGGAGCGACAGUUUCUGCAACAAAAGCAGCAACUGACGCGAACUAGGGAAGCAGCUUUAUGGGAGAUAGAAGAAAGGCAUAUUCACGAAAAACAUCAAUUGAUUAAGAGACAAAUUAAAGAAAUUUUCAUCCUGCAGAGGCAUCAAAUGCUCACUAGGCAUGAAAAAGAAAAGGAACAGAUAAAGAGGCGAGCUGCAAGAAAAGAAGAAGAGCUUUUGAAGAAGCAAGCGAUAGAAAAAAGAAAUUUACCCAAGAGAAUUAGAUCGGAAAUGAAGGCACGUGAGGCUAUGUUCAGGGAAUCGAUGAGGAUAUCUAUAUCUGGCAGCAACGAUCCUGAAGCAGAAAAAAAUAGGUUCAAAGAGUUUCAAGAGAAAGAAAAGAAACGUUACCAAGCUGAGCAGCAGAGAUUCGAGCUGAAACAUCAAAGACAGUUAGAAGAAUUACGAGCGAUGAGCGAUGCUACUGUUAAAGAGUUAGAACAAUUACAAAACGAGAAGCGUAAAAUGCUGUUAGAGCAUGAAUCGUUGAAGCUGAAACAGCGCGAUGAGGCUUUCAGUAUCGAGUUGAAAGAGUGGAAGGCAAAACUGAAACCUAGGAAACAGCAACUUGAAGAGGAGCUGUACAGGGAGACUUGCGCUGCGCGCUACCUUCACUUCCUUCCUAAGGUGACAUUGCCUCAACCGGGUAGCUCGUCCACCGACUCUUUGGAUCACGUGAGCGGGGCUCAUUCCGUUCCAGCCAGUCCUUACGUGCACGAGCGCCCUGUAACUGUAGCAGGAUGGGGACACCACCGCACCUGGAGUACGGGACUUCUAAGCACGAACGGCUCUACUAGUUCGUUGGGCGCUAGGCGAUCCUCCGCUGCUACAUCGAUCGCUUCCAAAGAGGAUUCAUCUGCAGCAUAGAACUGCUUUGUAGUUGCUCACGCUCGUCGAACAUCAAGCAGAAGUUGGAAGAAACGUUCGCUCAACAGUUGCAAGAGCAGGAGCGCGUAUUUGGUCCUGUCCAGCCCCUGGUACUGCCAUCUGACCUCCCCGACCUCAGCACGGACACUUGCAGUCAAUUGGGAUUAGGUUCGACGCGGAGCAGUCUCUCCUCCGUGUCUGAAGGCUGAUGAACCGUUCGUUACGUGAAUAAGUGAGAAAGCAGAGACGCGCUCAGUGCCUGGUCUAGUCGUUGAAAUGAAAUACAGCACCGUUCGCUUCCUUUCAACCUCUUACCUCCCUGCACCGAUGACUUAUGUACUCAACCUACCUUCUUGCACCGUCCCAACUGAAAGGCAGUUCCAAGUUAAGUGAUUUGAAACGUCUUACAUGUACCAAAAAUAUGUCUCAAUUUAAUCAGAAGAAAUGGAAACAAAUUAUUUAUUCCUGUAUUACUCGGAUGCGUCGAUUCAGUGUGGCGUAGUAUAGAAUCCCAGUGUUACGAUAUUUUUAUUUAAUUUUUAUGAAUGUUAUUACAAUUUUAUAUAUCAUUUAAAAGUAUUCGCAGGAAAAAUCAUUACUUAUUUCUACUACCACUACUUACUUCUAUACAGUAUUUACUAAAUACCUUUUAUAAACAAUUUAAGCCUUUCUGCACUUAUUUCGAAAAAGUAUGCAAAAAUUUUCAAUACUAAAGCUAAUUUGCGGUAAAAAAUACAGAGAACGUAAAAAAGAAAUUGAAGAAAAAUACUCGCUAUUCAUUUGAUAAGGAAAUAAAGUUCCCUGUCAUGUUUUUUUUUGUAAACACUGCCUCAAGUUGUCGCUGUUCAAUUUAAAAACUCGAAUUGUUCCCCUUGUCCUGAAUUUGCAACGUUUGGGGCUGUUUAGGUCUUCAGCUUUGAUGGAAAGAAACAUCGAAGACGACGGCGAAGUUCUGAGUACACUCGCGGAGUAUCAAUAGGAUCUUGAAGAUGCUCAUAUCACUACCUAGGAAUGUGAAAAUUUCAGUUUUUCAAAUUCGGUUUGUUUAUAAGGUU